Molecule: messenger RNA, 2252 nt
Organism: Prunus mume (Japanese apricot)
Lineage: Eukaryota; Viridiplantae; Streptophyta; Magnoliopsida; Rosales; Rosaceae
Product: ethylene-responsive transcription factor RAP2-7
Biological process (GO): regulation of DNA-templated transcription
Molecular function (GO): DNA binding; DNA-binding transcription factor activity
Source: RefSeq, a predicted model, not a curated record
CACGCGUCCUAUCACCUCUCUCUCUCUCUCUCUCUCUCUCUCUCUGAAAGCCUAUUAUAUUCCAUGACUCUAUGAGUCUCCUAGUUUAUGGUUAUGGCAUCACAACACACACAUAUUAAACGACGCCGUUGAGGUUUCCAUUCUCAGCCUCCCAUCGCCGCCGACUAUAUCAGUAAUGCAAUUUAUUAACUCAUUAGCUUAGGCAAACGCCGCCGUUCCCACUUCCUUUCUCUUUUUUACUAUCUCCGGCGAUCGCCGACGCACCCGUUUGAACUCUUUCUAAAAUUCCAAGUUUGAGCUCCGAUCAUGUGCUUCUCGGUGUUUUGUACUAGUGUCUGAUUCGGUCGAUCUCCACCGUCCGAUUAGAGCCGGCGAUCGACGGUCAGCUGACUGAGCUGAAAAGUCUAGAACCGGAGCUGAAUUUAGAGGGACUAAAAUUUAUAUUAAGAGAGCUGAGCUAUGCUGGAUCUUAAUCUGAACGUCGUCGGUUCUGACCCAAACGACGUCGAGUCAUGUGGCACCCAAAUGGACGAGUCGGGGACGUCGAACUCGUCCGUGGUCAAUGCCGACGCAUCCAGCACCAACGACGACUCGUGCUCCACACGCGCCGCCAGAUACGACGCCGUCACGACCUUCAACUUCGAUAUUCUCAAGGUCAGGGGCGGAGAAGAUGAAGAAGACGAUGUCGUCGUGACUAAGGAGCUGUUCCCGGUCACCGGGGCCCUGAGCAAUUGGCCCGGCCAGGGGCAGUCGUCAGCGUCGUCGUCUUUGGUGAGGAAGAACUUGAUGGAGCUUGGGUUCGAUCAUGGCGGGUCCGGAGAGGUCAGGUUGGUUCAACAGAAACAACAGCAACCAGCCGCACCGCCACCACAGCAACAGCAGGUGAAGAAGAGCAGAAGAGGGCCGAGGUCUCGGAGCUCUCAGUAUAGAGGGGUCACCUUCUAUAGAAGAACUGGUAGAUGGGAAUCUCAUAUUUGGGAUUGCGGGAAACAAGUGUAUUUGGGUGGAUUUGACACUGCUCAUGCUGCGGCUAGAGCCUACGAUCGAGCUGCUAUUAAGUUCAGAGGAGUUGAUGCUGAUAUCAAUUACAACCUCAGUGAUUAUGAGGAGGAUUUGAAACAGAUGAAGAAUUUGACCAAGGAAGAAUUUGUGCACAUACUACGGAGGCAGAGCACUGGUUUCUCGAGGGGGAGCUCGAGAUAUAGAGGGGUUACGCUGCACAAAUGUGGCCGAUGGGAAGCUCGAAUGGGGCAGUUCCUUGGCAAAAAGUAUAUAUAUCUUGGGCUAUUCGACAGUGAAGUAGAAGCUGCAAGGGCUUAUGACAAGGCAGCAAUCAAAUGUAAUGGAAGGGAAGCAGUCACCAACUUUGAGCCAAGCACAUAUGAAGGGGAGAUGAUAUCUGAGGCUGGUAAUGAAGAUGGCGAUCACAAUCUUGAUCUGAAUUUGGGGAUAUCUCCCCCUUCAUUUGGCAAUUGUCAAAAGGAAGUCGAGGGGCAUCUUCAAUUCCAUUCCGGCCCUAAUGAUGGGCACAAUGGAAAGAGGAUGGAGCACAAUGUAAAUGCAACGAUGAGCGAUCCACCUUUCAAAGGGCUAGUAAUGACAUCACAGCACCCACCAUUGUGGAAUGGUGUAUAUCCUAGUUACUUUUCCAAUCAGGAAAGAGCAACAGAGAAGAGAAUUGCAUUAGGAUCUCAAGGACCCCCCAACUGGGCUUGGCAAAUGCAUGGCCAGGUCAGUGCUACCCCAAUGCCACUGUUCUCUACUGCAGCAUCAUCAGGAUUCUCAUUUUCAGCUACCGCUCCCUCCGCUGCUGUCCACCCCUUGCAACCCUCAACCCCAACAGCCCUCAAUCUCUGUUUUACUUCGCCAGCCACGGCUGCCGCCAAUACUUCUCAAUAGUAGAGUAUCACCGAGGGAAGGCCGCACGGCCUAAAUUUUCCUCCAGAUUGAAGGAGCAACCAUAAUAACGGUGGUCUUCAGAUUCUUUGUAUCAUUCAAUUAGAGAUUGAUCUAUACACUACAACUUGAUUUCUGACUCCUUUUCCUCUCAUUACCACUGUUGGAUAUAUCAGUACCCUUAAGUCUAUUUGUAUUUGUUCUCGGAAAUAUGUUAUAUCUAACUUGAUCUCUAAUGUAAAGUAUCAAGUGGUAAUGGUGGGAUCCAUCUAUCUAUCCAAACUACUCGUUCAGAAAGAGAUGUUAAUAGUGAGCUCUUUUAAGAUUGUUAUAGAUCGAAGGUUUGUUUAUUAACG